Molecule: messenger RNA, 1071 nt
Organism: Colletotrichum navitas
Lineage: Eukaryota; Fungi; Ascomycota; Sordariomycetes; Glomerellales; Glomerellaceae
Product: glutathione S-transferase domain-containing protein
Exons: 3
Coding region: 329-1039 (236 amino acids)
Cellular component (GO): cytoplasm
Source: RefSeq, a predicted model, not a curated record
GUCAUGUCUAGCUAGCUCCCGUCAAUGCAGAUUCAUCUCAUGACGAAGUGAGGUGACGGCCAAUGCAUCACGACAUUGGCUGUCUAAUGAUGCAACUUGAGACCCAUUGCUGGGAAUCGGUAAUCAGCUAUCGGACGCUCCAUCUGUUCCGUUCCGUCUGUCGCAAUUCACUCAAAUAUUGGGCCCCUCUCAACCUGCCAGCUAGUCUUUAUAUGUAACCAGGGAGAGAGAGAACCGGCCAAGCCCUCAAGUUUCAAAACAUUCACGAACCCCGCCUCGCAGCUAGACAGACCAGAGACACAUAUCGCCUACAUUGCCAUCCACCGCCAUGUCCACCGCCGCCCCCAGGAUCAAGCUGUACACUAACCACAGGUGCCCUUGGGCUCAACGUGUACACAUCGCCCUCGCCGAGCUCGGCCUCCCCUUCGAGGAGGAGAUCGUCGACCUCUCGGUGCCCCGCACGCAGGAGUACCUCAAGAUCAACCCGCGCGGCCUGGUCCCGUCGCUCUCGUACGACGGCGAGAUCGUGACCGAGUCCGCCAUCGUCAGCCAGUUCCUCGCCGACGCGCACCCCUCGCACCUCCUCCCCGCCGCGGGCUCCAAGGACGCCGCCCUCCGCCGGGCGCGCGUCAACUUCUUCGUCGACACCUUCUUCAGCAAGGCCAACUCGCUGCUGCUCAAGAUGCAGCUUGCCGGUUCCGACGCCGAGGUUCAGGAGUUCGCUGCGAACUACGUCGACGUCAUCGCGAAGGAGAUCGAGCCGCUCCUGAAGGACGCCGCGCCCUACUUUGGCGGAAGCGAUAAGGUCACCUUGGCCGAGGUUCUCACCGGCUCCUUUACCCUAAGGCUCGUCAGCUUCGCAAAGCACGGCCUCAUCCCGGAGAGCGUCCUCAGUUCCCUGGAGCAGAAGGCCCCCAACUUCUACAAGUGGGCUCAGGCAGUGAACAACACGCCCAGCGUCAAUGGAAUCUACGACGAGGAGAAGGUCGUCGAGCUUACGAAGCAAAGACUGGCCAACAUGAAGGCUGCGAAAGUUUGAAAAGAGGAACCUCGGCCCCCCCCCCCCCCCCC